Messenger RNA from Ooceraea biroi (clonal raider ant), 492 nucleotides. Its product is annotated as probable chitinase 10. Gene Ontology annotation, cellular component: extracellular region. Lineage: Eukaryota; Metazoa; Arthropoda; Insecta; Hymenoptera; Formicidae. Gene Ontology annotation, molecular function: chitin binding. The record is from RefSeq and is a predicted model, not a curated record.
ACAGAUCAUUUGCCUAAUAUGUAAUGUUUAGAUAUCGCAAUACUUUUGUAUAUAAAGUGGAUUUCUAGACGACGCAAGGCAAUCGAGUUGAGUGAAACGACGAUCGACACGGUCAAAGAAGAAUAUUCACGAUGAAGUCUUGUGUAGUUCUGCUGUGCUUCAUAUUGUGCACAGCACCGUUUGUGAUGUCACAAUCACAAGCAUACGUACUGCCCUAUCCGGGCGAUUGCAGCAAGUAUCAACAAUGCGACCAAAGCGGUUGCUUUGUUAUGAGUUGUGGUAGAGGAACAGAAUUUAAUCCGGCUAUAGGCACUUGCGAUUAUCCUCUAAGAGACCGUUCAGGAUGCAGUAAUCGUGGAUGAAAACUUUGAUUCAAGUUUGACUAGAAGCGUGAAGAUACGUGAAGAUAUUUGUAAUCUUGAAGUUUGUCCAAUUCUGCUUAAACAUAUGGACAUUAUUACAAUGUGUAAAUAAAGUCAAGUUAUUAGAUUA